Messenger RNA from Drosophila innubila, 2055 nucleotides. RefSeq names its product myogenesis-regulating glycosidase (gene tobi). Gene Ontology annotation, biological process: carbohydrate metabolic process. NCBI's taxonomy places the organism in Eukaryota, Metazoa, Arthropoda, Insecta, Diptera, Drosophilidae. The transcript has 2 exons. The record is from RefSeq and is a predicted model, not a curated record. The coding region runs from base 16 to 1974 and encodes 652 amino acids. Gene Ontology annotation, molecular function: hydrolase activity, hydrolyzing O-glycosyl compounds.
AGUAUUUUCCACAAAAUGCAACCGGGUUUAACACUGAUUCUAGCCGUCUUCGGCUUCGGCUGCCUCUGGCAAACGGGACAGGCGUGUCAGGCUAUCGAGCAGCGCUUCAAGUUUGAUAACAGUGACAUUUACAUAAGGCUGCGACGCGGGGAUAAGUUGCAGUACGAGGUGAUGAAAGGAAGUCGUAGUCUGCAGACGGUCACAUUGGAUAACUUUGUGACCAGCAGCAAUUUGGAGGCCACCACAACGGGCAGUUACAAGUUGAGCGAUGGCACAACGAGCAUUGAGUUCUCACUGGUCAAGUCCACCACAAGUGUCACCCACAUCCGUGUGGCACGUGAUCAGGUGGUGAAGGGCACACAGCCCAGGGAUUGCUUGGCACUGAAUACAGGUCGCACUCAUUGGUAUGGAGGUGCGGAACAGAAGGAGCAUUAUUGGCCUGUGGAGCGACAGCGUUAUAGCAAUUUCUCAUAUGUUCCCAAGGAGCUGGGCAACAUGGGCGUGGCCGAGCGCUACUGGGUGAACAGUGAUGGAUUCUUCCUGUACGUGGAUAACACCACGCCACUGUUCAUCGAUCAGAAUGCAGUCGGAUAUGAGGAUCAACUAUGCAUUAGUGCACUCAGUGUACUGCCCUAUGAUCCACGCCUGUCCUAUGCCAAGUUCAGCUAUCAACUGGCAUUUGCCAAGGAUGCAAAGGCGGCGCACAUGUACGCGGUGCAGACGCUGCUGGGAAAGCCAACUGGCUAUCCCGACGAGCGAAUGGUCCAGCAUCCCGUAUGGUCGACGUGGGCGUUGUACAAGGCGGAGGUCACCGAUCAGGUCGUCCGCGAUUUUGCCCAACAAAUCAUCGACAAUGGUUUUGAGAACAGUCAGCUGGAGAUUGAUGAUGACUGGGAGGACUGCUAUGGUGCACUCACUUUCCGCAAGAAUAAGUUUCCGGAUACCAAGAAGCUGACUGAUGACCUCAAGGCACUGGGCUUUCGGGUAACUCUUUGGAUCCAUCCGUUCAUCAACAACAACUGCACGGCCAUCUAUGAGACGGCCAAGCAACUGGGUUACCUUGUGGUGGAUCAUGAGGGCAGUGCUGACACUCAGUGGUGGAACAGCAAGCCAAAGGAUGCCGCCUAUCUGGACUUUACAAAGACGGCGGUGCAGGAGUGGUUCACCACACGAUUGAAGCGUCUUCAGACGGAAGAUGGCAUUGAUAGCUUCAAGUUUGAUGCCGGUGAAACCAGUUGGUUGCCCACUGAUCCCGUGCUCCAAGGUGAUGCCCAUCAGACUCCGCUCCAGAUCUCUGGCGACUAUGUGCGCACGGUGGCUGCAUUUGGAGAUGUGGUUGAGGUGCGCUCUGCCCAAAGCACACAGGAUUUACCCAUCUUUGUGCGCAUUGUGGACAAGGAUUCCGAGUGGGGUUGGAACAAUGGUCUCGUCACGCUAAUCACAUCGCUGCUGCAGAUGAAUCUGAAUGGUUACCCAUUUGUGCUGCCGGACAUGAUCGGAGGCAAUGGCUACAACGAGAGGCCGCCCAACAAGGAACUCUUUCUCCGUUGGCUGCAGGCCAACGUCUUCAUGCCCAGCCUGCAAUUCUCCUUUGUGCCCUGGAAUUUUGACACUGAAACCAUCGAGAUAAGCAAGACAUUCACCAAGUUGCAUGCCGAUUAUACGCCUUAUAUCAUGAAGCUCUUCAAACGGGCCACGGCAACCGGCGAACCCGUCAAUGCACCACUCUGGUGGAUUGCCCCCAAUGAUGCAGUUGCUCAAAGCAUCUACGAUGAGUUCCUACUGGGCGACGACAUCAUUGCGGCGCCUAUUGUUACAGAAGGUGCCACCAAGCGUGACAUUUAUCUGCCGGAGGGACAGUGGACUGAUGGCAAUGGCAAUGAUGUCUAUACAGGUCAUGUGUGGCUCAUGGAGUACCCUGCACCGCUGGACACGCUGCCUUACUUUGUGCGUGUUGGCUUCCAGUUGGAUUAGUUUACAUAAUUAUCAUUUCAAAACAUUUAAGUUUAAAGACUUUAAAGAUUAUUAAAAUCAGUUUAUCAUCACACAAAUAAA